Molecule: messenger RNA, 777 nt
Organism: Gongylonema pulchrum
Lineage: Eukaryota; Metazoa; Nematoda; Chromadorea; Rhabditida; Gongylonematidae
Source: the annotation of a GenBank genome assembly
AUGGCACCAUUUCCAUACUAAGCAAAAGAACAUCAUUUGGGCGAAGCAAAAGAGAAGUUACACCAUGCACGUGGAUCAGGAGCAGAAGCAGGUAGCUCGCUGAAAGAUGCAGCCAAAGAGGCCCUGACCGGUGUUAAGGAAGGUGUUAUCGAAACAGCAAAGGAAGUGAGAAACAAAGCAGCUGAUGUGGCCGGGGCCGUGAAGACCAAAUAUCGAAAGCUAUCGGACUCAUUCCACAGCAGCGAUGCGUCACACCACGGUGGUGGUACCAGCGCUCGCUCCAUUGAUGGUGUUGGUUGUGGUUCAAGCAUUGAUUACGGUGCUAAUGGUGGUGUCCAGCCGGUUGAUGCAUCAAACAAAGCCUUCGAAGUACGGCCUGGUCAAUCAGUUGGUGCAGGCUCGAAUGUGGACUAUGUAACGGUCGUGAAAACAGCUGGUGGUCCGACUGGAGCCGAAACACAUACAACUACCAGUGAGCAGGUCAGUCACAGUGGAACCAAACCGGGCACUGGCCAGGACGUUGAACAUACGCUCAAGAGCGCCAUGCACAAAGGUACCAAGGAAAUGGACGAUCUGCGACAGAAAGGUUCCGAUAAAAUAAGCAACCUACAACAAAGAGGUUCCGAGAAGGCCGAAGAGCUGCAGGAGAAAGGCGCUGAAAAAAUGGGCGACCUACGACAAAAAGGUUCUGAGAAAUUCGAUGAAGUAAAGGAUUAUGUUGGUGACAAGCUGCACGAACUGGGACCAGGGUUUGAGCCGCAAAUGAAUGGGAAGUAA